AUGAUGCGCUUCGCACUGCUGAGCACUCUACUGGUUGCGGCCAUCGCUCAACAGAGCGGCAAAGAUCCCACCAAGGACGUCUGCCGACGUCACAAGCACCAGACCUGCAUCAUCGAUUCGAAGCUCUACGUAGAUGGUGGGCUGGCUUACUAUGGCGGUUCCAAAGGAAACGACAGCGUUGCUGAGAGAAAUACCUAUCUGCUUUGGGAGGAUGUCUCCAACGCGACGAGGACCGAGUACAGUUUCCCAGACCAACACGCCAAUCUAUCAAAGGGCCGCGAUGUUCCUUCUGUGAGCGGUGGUGUCUUGUGGCCUGAUACGGUGAACAAGCUUUUCUACCUCUUCGGUGGCGAAUACAAUGACACUGAAGAGGUGCAAAGCAGAGAUGGGCCGACACAAGGCUUUUCGCUGUGGUAUUACGAUACUAUCUACGACGCAUGGAACAAGACCAAGGGUCAUGGCUCUCAGAGCAGUAUUCGCUGGCCAGCAUUUGGUUCUGGUACAGUAUCGGAUGCAGGAAUCGCCUACUACUAUGGAGGUUACUUGACUAACACUUCGGACUUCAAGACGGUUGGCCAACCUGUCAUGCAAAACACCCUGAUAUCCUACGAUAUGGACAGCCGACAAUGGGACAGCCAUAUUUGGGAUGACACGCGUCGAGCAGAGGGGUCGCUACAAUAUAUACCCGCUUCGGAGGGCGGCAUGCUGGUGUAUUUCGGCGGCGUAGAGACAGACAAGACGAGUGGUGGACUCAGCUAUGCGAACAUGAGUCAAAUCCAUGUCUACGACGUUGCCAACCCAAGAUGGUACACGCAAACAGCUACCGGCGACAUCCCGCGGCCAAGACGUGGCUUCUGUGCAGGCGUCGUGUGGGCGAAAGACAAGUCUUCUUACAACAUUUACCUCUUCGGCGGCUUUGGAGGACCAGACGGCACCGGGCUCGGCGACUUAUAUGUGUUAUCUAUCCCUUCUUUUCAGUGGAUUCUGAUAUGGCCCACUCCGCAGCAAACUAUCUUCCCAGGGGGCAAAGGCUGGUCCUCUUGUGACAUCGUCCGCGAUUCUCAGAUGAUCAUCAUUGGAGGCGCGCUCACAAACACUUCUGUGCCUGACUGUGACGCUCCUAAGAUCGGCGGCCAACACGGUCUCUUGCUUGGGCAGGAGAAUGUGGAACUAGAGAGCUGGUGGCACGCGCCCAUGGACAAUACCACUGGGUACCGGGUUCCCGAUCAGAUUGUCGCACGCAUUGGUGGCGGCGCCGACGGUACUGCUACGGCCAAGGAGCCCGAUGUGGGGUGGGUGACACAAGAUCUAGCAAAGUACUUCGCGACCACAUAUCCUGGCCAGUCCCGAACGGCCAUGAGGCCGAUACCUACAGUAACGAGCCAACCAACAUCCAGUCCACCGCCACCAGCCAAGAAGACAAACACUGGUGCCAUAGCGGGAGGCACAGUUGGCGGUGUAAUCGCACUCCUUAGCGUCAUUGCCCUGGUAUUUUUCUGUCUACGCUCCAGGCGCCGCAGAAAAGCCGCAGGAGAGCAAAGCCAGCUUCCCGAGGCAACAGGCGGGCCCAAUCCGCACACUCCAGACAUGGCACGGAAGUCCGUUGCAAACAGCUCGGUACUACAAGGCAGCACUCUCCACUCCCCCAUGCCUCAGUCACCCGCCUACUCCCCCCAAAAUUCACCGCCCCCAGCGUUGAACGCCUGGCACGGAGAUGCACACGCCCCGAACACAUACCACCAGAACUCGCCAUCGCCGCAUCUCAACCACCACUCUGGAGACUGGGGCCCUCAGGGUAGUCAGGCACAAAAUAGCUAUGCCUAUCAGCAGCCAUACUACCCGCCACCCCCUGAGCCUUCUCAGUCGCCCAAGGAAAGCAAUCCGCAUACGAUGAGCGUCGAACUGCCGGAUGUGAGAAGCCCGGCGAACGCCGAGAUGGCGCAGAUGAGGAACCCGCUGCCUGGGCGCUACGUGUGA
Molecule: messenger RNA, 1977 nt
Organism: Ascochyta rabiei
Lineage: Eukaryota; Fungi; Ascomycota; Dothideomycetes; Pleosporales; Didymellaceae
Exons: 8
Coding region: 1-1977 (658 amino acids)
Molecular function (GO): protein binding
Source: RefSeq, a predicted model, not a curated record